UUCCCAAAGGGUCAACAAACAUUCCCACUCUAACCUAGCGGCCCAUAGCAAUGGCAAACCGAAACCGGUGUUAGAUCAUCGGGUAGUGGGUAAGCUUACACUAUGGUCCUCUCCCUUUCGUGGAUUGGGCAUCUUCGCUGCACUUAGAGUAGACGCUAUGCAGGCAAAAAUGCAAUUGCACCUCGACACGAAUCGCUCGUGCCCACCAAAACACGCACCGGUUGCCAAGGUAGGCUGCCCCAGUAGUGCAGUAGCAGAAGUCUUGGUUUCAACUAAGCUGCAGUCAAAAUCGUAAAAAAGUCGUCACUGAAGAAAAAAAAACAAACCGCCAAGACGUAAGCCACCGACGGUAAGCCAGGUAAACAAGGUGCCGUGCAAGCAAGGCCUAACAGUUGCAGCAUUAAACGACGGCAACUACCACCACCAUCGCCAUUAGUAUCGAGUACCGAGCUUUGAUCCCGGUCAUCAACUGCAGUUUGCAGCUGGUGCCUGCAGUCUUGGAAUCACUUUCACUCGAACAGGACAUCAGGCGGACGGUGUCAGUGCUAUACUCCGGGCCAGAUGGUGAACGGUGCCGUGUAUCGAUAUUUUGCUCUGCGCAAUCGGGUGAUGGUUUGGAUGCACCAGAGUGAGCCAGUGUGGACCGUGAAUAGAAUACGCGCGUGUUAAGUUAUCCUUCUGGGAAAAGGAACGUCCUUCAAAGUUCGGGAGUAUCGCCCAUAAGUGACCCUACAAUUGUUUUAAGUUAUUUUCUUAGUGUUCCGUAAUAGCUGAAGUCUCGAGGUAGCUAGUUCGAUCGGGAAUCAACAGUGAAUGGAACCAGUUCGUCUAGUGUGCCGUUCUGUAACACGUGUGGUGGUGGUGGUGGUGCAUUUCCUUUCCACAACUUCAUACCGUGCCGUGCAAUGUUGACCGUACCAAUCCGGAUCGCACGAUUACGUGAACGUCGUAUCUCGGUGCUGGCGAGCUGGUGCAGUGUAUCGUUGUUGUUGUUGGUGGUGCAGUUGCAGCUAGCGAAAUGUGCCCAGGAGGGUACGGGCUCGGUGGAUGCUGAGCGUUUGCCAUCAUUUCCGGGCACGAAUGGUCCCGCGUUAGGUGGUAGGCACACUUACGCAACGUACCACACGCAAUCGCCAACAUCGGCCUCGGCGACAUCAGAUGAUAGGAAAGCUACAGCCCGUCUCCAUGGAAAUGAGCGGGUAAAUCAUCGAGAAUCCGUUUCCGCCGUACUCGAUCGGCUCGACCCGAACCAGGCCGAUCUGGCACUGCCCAACUACGAAACGUCCUCGGUACGUACCGGAGGCGGAGGACUGCCACCCGUCUACAAAUACACGGACAAUGUGUUCCGAGUGCCGAAACGGAAGGCGAAAAUAUCGCAUCCGGAAGCGGGAGGCACACUGCCCCGAAAGUCACACACAAACCGGUCCGUGGGUCGAUCGGUAGUGCAUCAUGCCGAUGCAUCGUGGUCCUCCUCGUCGGCGGAAUCGGUGGCGUAUGCGCCCGGUAAUACGGCAGCCCUGAUCGAACGCCGUGCCGAGCUGCUGGGACUUACCGAGGAAACCUUGUUCCAGCUGUUCACCAGUCUGUUCGAUCACGGUAACUGGAAUAUCCUCGAGCUGAAGGGCCGUGUUGGUGAGCAGUGUGCGGGCCAUAUUGGUCUGUACCUGCGCGAUCUGCGUCGACAGCGUGGCUGGGCGUUAAAGGCUAGCGAUUCUAGUGGCCGGUACGGUGGUCAGUACUUUUUUGGCAACGAGUUCUGGAUGGGUUCGCUGACGUUCUGCGACGAGGUGAAUCGUGUACUACGCCUCACCCCGAUGCCACCGGGAGCACGGCAGCUUGAGAUGCGAUUUUUCGUCGCUAAAAUAUCCGUCCAGCUGGAACGAUUGCUCUCCACACAGUCCAGCUCGAUCCUGCUGGGACAAUGUUUGCCCAAGUCCUGCACGAUAGAUGACAUCACCGAGCUGCUGCGCAGUGAUCCGGCGUUGAAUCUGCUAAACAAUAGCACGCUGAACGUGGUGGUUGCGUCCACACCGCUGCCCAACGGGACUCGGGCCAGUGCGCUCACGGUCCUGCAUGUGCGACCCGUCCCCGGUAGCUACAAUCUGUGGAGCGACCCGAAAGUGUUUGCACUGUUCACGGUCCUGACGGUGCUGAGCGCGGUCAUAGCGUACGCAUCCUGCGGCACCAGUACGGAAGGGUCGACGAAACCCAAGACCAGAGGAGGAUGGUCGAAGAAGGUGCUCGACCCGUCGAGGGUAGGGGUCGAUGGGCAUCACAUCAAGCGGGAGCAUGGUGUGGGUGACGGUGGUCGGAUGGGUGAUGCGCUCGAGAUGCACAAAAUCAAUGUGGAAAGUAACAACAAUGUGUCGGGCGGUGGUAAUGGGCAGCAGGCUCCGGCCGCGGAUGGGCUGUACGCGGGCAAGGAGCGCAAGGAAACACGCUUCUCACUGCACGACAUCCUGGCCUGCUUCGAUGUGAGGCCGAAUGCUGCCUCAAUCCUGUCGGUGGAACGUGCCGGAGAGGAUUCGCUGACGUGUGUACAUGGACUGCGGCUGUACUCCCUACUCUGGACUGUGCUUGUCCACACGUAUCUGCAGCUGUUUGCCGUGUCCGAAAAUCGGUUCGGACGCAAGAUUGCGGAACGUUCCUUCCUGUAUCAGCUCGUCGGCAACGCCACCUUCUCGGUCGAUACGUUCUUUUUCAUCAGUGGGCUAUUGAUCGUGUACCUGUAUAUGAAGUCGGUGACCAAAUCGGGCCAACCGGCCACCAAAACAGUGCCAGCCGAGGUAUCCAAUGGUUCCGUUACCACCGGCAAUCGAGAGUCUCCGGCAAACCGGGAUGCAACACUCGGCGGAGCGUCGCGUAAAGUUGGCCUUUCGAUCUUAUACCGUUACCUGCGGCUAACUCCUGUCUACUGGUUUACGAUAGUGACGAACGAAAUCAUCCUAAAGUGGACAUACGAUCGAUCCGUAUUCACGCCCGGCAUCAUCGAUCACAUUACGUGCGAUCGGUUCUGGUGGCGCAACAUUCUCUACGUCAACAACUGGUUCCCGUUCACUGAGAUGUGUAUGAUCUGGUCCUGGUAUCUGGCGAACGAUAUGCAGUUCUACGUUAUUGCGAUCGUGCUGCUCAUGAUAUCCUCCAGAAAUUUUCGCCUUGCCGUUGGGCUGGUGUUCCUGUGUUUGGGCGGUUCGUGGCUACUGUCGAUCUACUUUUCGCUGCACUAUCGCUACACGUACAAGGUGGCCGAUCCGUUCGAAUCAUUCGACAUUCUGUACGAUAAGCCGUGGCAACGUAUUGGACCGUACAUCGUCGGUAUGAUAACGGGUUACAUAUUGCACCGUCGUCCGAAUGCACCGAGGAUCGUACCACCGCUGAGACUGCUGCUGUGGACCAUUUCUACGGGUAUAUUGAUUGCGCUCAUCUUUGGCGUUUGGAACGGAGAGCUGAGCGUACAUUGGACGGCUUGGUAUGUGAGCGUUGGACACACGGCCUGGGGUUUGGCGCUGAUGUGGAUAACGCUGUCCUGCUGCUGGGGCUACUCGAACUUUGUCAAUGGGCUGCUGUCGUACCGGGGUUUCUUCCCGCUGAGCCGGCUCGCCUACUGUACCUACCUGAUCCAUCCGGUCGUCAUGAUGGCUACCUCGUUCCAGCUCGAAGCUCCGAUGCACCUGCAGCACGUCAUCAUCAUCACGGCCUUCUUCGGUAAUGCGGUCAUCUCGUUCCUGAUCGCGUUCGGAAUGUCACUAAUGUUUGAAGCGCCAGUCAUUAAGCUGCUGAAGCUGUUCUUCCAGAAAGCACAGUGAAACACAAUCUCCUUCGAGCAAAAGCAAAAAAAAAAAAUGAAGCAAAAUCUCCAAUCAUACACACACACACGCACACAAUCCAUCUCACGGAUGGAGAAUCGAGGCGCGUGUCCACUCGAAAAGCGUCCGACCCUAUUCCCUAGCGUAGACAGUUUUCACGGUCAUCAUUGAGCAGCACCGUAGAAGAAGCGGACUAGUGGACCACGGUGGAAAAUACAAAAAGAAAACAAAAAACCAAUCGAAUGGAGAAAGUGAGUGACAGAGCGUGUGCUGCUGACCGGGCCCUCGUGGAGAUGGAGUGGGUGGAAUUGAAGCGGGUUGGAAAAAUCCGCUAUCGUCAGCCCUGUGAGAGGAAACACUUCUGUGGCAUGUGAUCGGUAUUUCAAGCUUCCCAUCAUCACCACCAUCAUCAUCAUCGUCGUCAUCGGCAGCUUCAUCGUCUUGGAGUGUAUUUUACGAGGCGCGUGUCAAAGACUGAUCAGGAAAAUUUGUUUCUCAUUUUCGUCGUGUUUUAGCAACUCUCCCUUGUUGCGCUGUCCGUUUUGUUUGUUUGUUGUCUUUCCUUUAAAUUUUGAGCCGCUUUAUCUACGGUUGUCCACCACUUCCGUUUGCGACCACCAACUUUUAAUCGUAUCAAUUCAUACUUCAUGCCCAUAACGAUAAUAAUAAUGCUAAUGAUAGGCGUGCAAGAGCAGACAGAACACUCUUCGCAAAAUCAAAACUCGGGCACUUUGCCGUGACAGUGGAGGGCGCUUUUUGCGUGUAACGAAAUGGUUUCUUAAUUGUUUGCAUCGAGGCGAAAGAUUUGUAGUUAUUUGUGUACCAAACAUAGGCUCGUAAAAGCAUGUAAAUGUACUCCCUUGUAUGUAGAAGUUUUUUUUUAUUCUCUUUCACUCCUUAGCUUACUUUUGGAAGUUCAUACGUUUGGUGCAAGAAGAAUUGACAAAAAACGUUAUACAAUAAGGUUAGGAAGUUUCACGGAUAGCGAUUAAGCGUGAUGUAAGUUGUAGAUAAACAUUAACAAUUGACAAUAAACAAAACAAUUAACAAAACCAAACGGCUGUUUUAAGUGCAUUUUCUUCAAUUAUUAAAAUAAUAUGAUGUCGAAUUUCGAUACGUCCUGUCGAGUAUACAGGGUUUUCCGGUUGAUGUGGCAAUAGAAUUCAUUUUUAUGGCAGGCUCCUUAGAUAAAAUAGCAAACAAAACUAGUUGAUAU
This is a messenger RNA of Anopheles stephensi (Asian malaria mosquito), 5022 nucleotides long. Its product is annotated as nose resistant to fluoxetine protein 6. NCBI's taxonomy places the organism in Eukaryota, Metazoa, Arthropoda, Insecta, Diptera, Culicidae. The record is from RefSeq and is a predicted model, not a curated record. The transcript has 12 exons. Bases 906 to 3806 code for a protein of 966 amino acids. Gene Ontology annotation, molecular function: acyltransferase activity, transferring groups other than amino-acyl groups.